ACCCCCAAGUAUGGAGUGGUUAAGCUGAGCCCAGAACAUGAAAUUGGAUUAUAAACUAAAAUAAUCCAUCAUUUGCGCAAAAAGCAAUGAGAGAAUGAGCCCCAGUUGGCAAGCAAUUGCAUCCCCUGGCAAAUGGAUGAAAAGGACGGCCCUUUUUUCUAUUAUUGUUAAGAAAGAGAGAGUGUUUUAGAGAGGGAUCCUGGUGUGAUUCAAAGAAAAAGGAAAGGGAAAGGAAAGAAAUUUUGGGAAAAGAAAAUCGAUCCCAUGAUCCCCUUUUUCGAAGUUUGCUCAAACGCUAUUUGUCCGAUCUGAGUUUUUUGGAUUCCAACCAGUUUUUAUACUUUCACUCCGGAGGUCAAGUCUAUUUCUCACCCACCCCUAUAGACUUUUUGUAUUCAGGGCUCCCAAAGACAUCCCAGAUUUCCCAUUUGUUUCUUCUACCCGUCUAUAAAGCAUAGACAGGAGUCUAAGCCUUGUUUGGUUGUACACAAACUCCACAUGGCUCUGGGUUUUUAGCCUGCUAUACUGCUAUACCAAACACACAGGUAAGGGCAAGAACACUCUCCCUGAAAAUGGCGGCAGCCGAGAAGCCCAGCUCCAAAGGGCAAGCCUGGUUUUGCACCACCGGCUUGCCAAGCGACAUUGUGGUCGAAGUCGACGACAUGGCCUUCCAUCUGCACAAGUUUCCUUUGAUGUCCAAGAGCCGAAAGCUUCACCAGCUGAUAACGGAGGAAGAGGCCAACCCCACCGGACGGCGAGAAGAGCGUGAGGGUGAUGGUGACGGAGACGGAGACGGCGACGAGAUUGAGGAAAUAGAGUGUCACAUAACGCUGCCGGCGGGCUUUCCCGGCGGGAGCGAGACGUUCGAGACGGCGGCGAAGUUCUGCUACGGCGUGAAGAUUGAGGUGAACGCGUGGAACGUGGCGCCGCUCCGGUGCGCCGGUGAGGUUUUGGAGAUGACGGAGGAGUACUCGGAGGACAACCUCAUCUCUAAGACUGAGAGGUUUUUCUCGCAGUCAGUGCUCAGGAGCCUCAAGGACUCGAUCAGAGCGUUGAAGUCCUGCGAGAGGUUGAUGCCUCUGGCGGAAACCCUAGGGAUUACUGAGCGGUGCGUCGAUUCGAUAGCUGCGCGAGCGUCGUCGGCCGAUCCUGCUCUCUUCGGAUGGCCGGUGAACGACGGAGCGAAAGAGAGUCAGAGUUCGAAGCAGCAGAUCUUGUGGAAUGGAAUCGAUGCCGGUGGGAGAAGAAGGAAUUUGACUAGGGGCACCAAUGCGGAGCCUUGGUUUGAGGAUUUGGUGCUUCUGAGCCUUCCAUUCUUCAACCGUGUGAUUUCCACCAUGAGCGCCAGAGACCUGAGCCCCGAGAUCAUCGAGAGCUGCUUGAUUUACUAUGCCAAGAAGCACAUCCCAGGCAUCUCUCGGUCGAACAAUCGGAAGCCAUCGACGUCGUCUUCAUCCAUAGUGAAUUCGGAGAGUGAACAGAGGGAGCUCUUGGAGACAAUAAUCGGAAACCUUCCAUCGGAGACGAACACCACCAGGUCGUCUUCUCCGGCGACCAGAUUCCUCUUCGGAUUGUUGAGAACGGCGAACAUACUGAACGCCUCCGAGGCUUGCAGAGCAGCUAUGGAGAAGAAAAUCGGGUUACAGCUAGAGCAGGCCACGCUGGACGACCUCCUCAUCCCCAGCUAUUCGUAUCUGAACGAGACCCUCUACGACGUCGACUGCGUGGAGAGGAUCUUGAGCUACUUCCUCCGUGGAUUUGAGGAGCGAAACCGAGCCCAAGACGGAGAUAACACAGAUGGAGAACUCAGAUCCCCAGCGUUAAUGCUCGUCGGAAAACUCAUCGACGGUUACCUCUCGGAGAUCGCCUCCGAUGCCAAUCUCAAGCCCGACAGAUUCUACAAACUUGCGAUUUCGCUCCCCGAGCAAGCUCGUCUCUUCGACGACGGUCUUUACCGUUCCGUCGAUGUCUAUCUCAAGGCGCAUCCGUGGAUAUCGGAGGAGGAGAGAGAGAAGAUAUGCGGAGUGAUGGAUUGCCAGAAGCUGACUCUAGAAGCUUGCACGCACGCGGCGCAGAACGAGCGGCUACCGUUGCGGGCGGUGGUGCAAGUCCUGUUCUUCGAGCAGCUCCAACUGCGCCACGCGAUCGCAGGGACUCUACUCGCGGCUGAAACGGCGCCGCACGAACCCGGAAGGCCGUCGUUGAUGGCCACACGGCGGGGUGGGGAAGGAGAAGAGGAGGAAGAGGGGGAGGUGGAGGUGGAAGAGGGCGCGGGGGUUUCGGCGCAACGCGCGGAGGGGCAGAGCACGUGGCGGGCGGCAGUGAGGGAGAAUCAGGUGCUGCGGCUGGACAUGGAUAGCAUGAGGACGCGGGUGCAUCAGCUGGAGCGGGAGUGUUCCACAAUGAAGAAGGUCAUCGAGAAAAUCGACAAGGCGGAAACACCCGAAAACGAAGGGCGGAGGAAAGGCGGGUCCAAGCUGAGCAGGAGGUUUGGGUGUAAGUUCAAGACGCAGGUGUGUGAUUCUCAUGAACCGACGGUCGGGGAUGCUCCGAGGAAAGGACGACGGCACCAUCAUCAGCAUUAGAGUGGGGUCCCACGUGUUCUGACGUGGAAUCGCAAUUAGCUGGGAAUCGCGAUUGUAAAAAGUUAUUUAUUUUGGCCACGUAAAAACUCUGAGAAAAGCUGGAAAUAAAAAUUGCGUACCAAUAGUUUUGUGGGCUCGCAAAUUCUGUC
Molecule: messenger RNA, 2734 nt
Organism: Corylus avellana
Lineage: Eukaryota; Viridiplantae; Streptophyta; Magnoliopsida; Fagales; Betulaceae
Product: Phototropic-responsive NPH3 family protein
Source: RefSeq, a predicted model, not a curated record